This is a messenger RNA of Populus trichocarpa (black cottonwood), 1225 nucleotides long. RefSeq names its product probable isoaspartyl peptidase/L-asparaginase 2. Gene Ontology annotation, molecular function: hydrolase activity. The record is from RefSeq and is a predicted model, not a curated record. Lineage: Eukaryota; Viridiplantae; Streptophyta; Magnoliopsida; Malpighiales; Salicaceae. The transcript has 4 exons. Bases 74 to 1060 code for a protein of 328 amino acids.
UAUAUACCGAGACCACGAGCUCUCAUUGCACACACAAAAAACACGCGCCUCCGAGUAAACAAGAGCGAGAAAAAUGGGAGGGUGGGCUAUAGCGGUGCAUGGAGGCGCUGGUGUCGACCCAAAUCUCCCACAAGAGAGACAAGAGGAGGCCAAAAAACUCCUCGCUCGCUGCCUUGAUCUUGGCAUCUCUGCUCUUCGCUCUAAUCUUCCCGCUAUCGAUGUUGUCGAACUUGUUGUGAGAGAAUUGGAAACGGAUCCUCUGUUUAAUUCUGGGCGUGGAUCUGCUUUAACAGAGAACGGAACAGUGGAAAUGGAAGCCAGCAUAAUGGACGGGCCAAAGAGAAGAUGCGGUGCCGUAUCCGGUUUAACAACAGUGAAAAACCCAAUCUCUCUCGCAAGACUUGUGAUGGAGAAAUCUCCUCAUUCCUAUCUUGCUUUUUCUGGCGCUGAGGAAUUUGCCAGGCACCAGGGUGUUGAGACGGUGGACAAUGGCUAUUUUAUAACGGAGGAAAACUUGGGGAUGUUGAAGUUAGCAAGAGAAGCCAACUCCAUCCUGUUUGAUUACAGGAUCCCAGCCGUUGGAUUGGAAAGCUGCAGUGUGGGGCCCCCUGAUGACAAUCUCUUGGCAAUGAACGGACUCCCAAUCAGCCUGUAUGCGCCAGAAACAGUGGGGUGUGUGGUGGUGGACAGCCAAGGGAGGUGUGCUGCAGCCACGUCAACAGGUGGGCUCAUGAACAAAAUGGCAGGUCGUAUUGGUGACUCGCCCCUGAUCGGUGCUGGGACCUACGCUUGUGAUCUUUGUGGGGUCUCUUGCACAGGAGAAGGAGAGGCCAUCAUACGUGGGACACUAGCGCGCGAUGUAGCGGCGGUGAUGGAGUACAAGGGAUUGAGCCUGCAAGAAGCAGUGGAUUUUGUUGUGAACGAGAGGCUUGAUGAAGGGCGAGCUGGUUUGAUAGCAGUAUCCAGAAACGGGGAAGUGGCGUGUCGUUUUAACACCAACGCGAUGUUUAGGGGAUUUGCCACUGAAGAUGGUUUCACAGAAGUCGGUAUCUGGGACUGAACUUUUUGCUGUGAACUUGGUGUUGCUGUGUUUUGCUUUUGACAAAGGGAUGCUUUUAUGCCACCCAACGUCGCGUGGCUGUCAAGUCGGAGCACAAUCUUAUUCCAUGUUACUAUCAAACUUAUGCUAUUAGAAAUAAAACUGAAUGCUCAAUUAGCGUUUAAA